Mercurialis annua (annual mercury) is the source of this 1105-nucleotide messenger RNA. RefSeq lists its product as uncharacterized. NCBI's taxonomy places the organism in Eukaryota, Viridiplantae, Streptophyta, Magnoliopsida, Malpighiales, Euphorbiaceae. The record is from RefSeq and is a predicted model, not a curated record. The coding region runs from base 182 to 625 and encodes 147 amino acids. The transcript has 2 exons.
UAUAUAUUAGAGGGGUGAAUUUGCCAAUUUAUGAGUUAAAAUGAUCGGGUUGGUAAAACAAUGAGUGAUUUGAUUUUUUGUGGAAAGUUGAGGGGUGAACUAAUAAAUAAUUGUGUAAACAGAAGGAGCACUUUGGUUGUGCUGUGGUGUAUGAUCGAAAAACCCUAGAAAAAAGCAGAGGAUGAAUUGGUUUAGAGUUGGAAAUGUUGGAAUAGUAAAGGAUUCGGUGGUCAGGUAUUUCUCGUCGCGGUCGAGGCAGCGGGCAGUGAACGUGAGGAAGAUAAACCCUAAGGUUCCAUUCCCGGAAGCAGCUUUGAUUUCUCAAUCUCUUUACACCAUCAUCAAGCAGAAUGGCCCUCUUACCAUUGCCAGCACCUGGAAUUGCGCCAAGGAGGCUAAUAUUGAGGGAUUGAAUAGCAAAACCCACAUGAAGAUAAUGCUUAAAUGGAUGAGGGGAAGGAAGAUGCUGAAGCUGCUCUGCAACCAAGUUGGUUCCAGCAAGAAGUUUUUUCAUACCACUUUACCUGAAGAUCCACACGCUGACCACUCGAAACUAAUAACGCAUCUGCAUACUCAGAAGCCUUCAUCAACAAGACCAAAAAUCAACACAACUAAGAUGCACUAGUGCCAUUCCUGGAAUUUGGGUACUUUGCCCUCAAUUUACUUCUUCAUUUUGCUUUGAUGCCCACCUGUUAUCAAUUGCGUGACCAUUUUACCAAAAGAUUAGACGUGGCUCUAUUCCCUUUUGCUUGUUGGAAGCUUUAGAUGUCUCCUCGAAGUGCAUUAAUGAAUAAAGAUUGGUAUAAACACUCUGGUUUAGUUGGUGUUUUCCGUUUUCAUGUUGCGUAUUGUAAUGUGUGCUGUGUUGGUUUACAUUUGGGAUGGCUAGAGUUUUGAAUAUUGUAGACUUGUAGUCGAAGUGGAUGGCUAUUUGCAGAUGGUUUGAGGCUUGAUUUUUUUGUUCAAGCAAAGGAUAAGAAGUUUUUUAUAAUUCUGUGAUGAUAUUAUUGUAGCAGGGUGCUAGAAAAUGAAACUCCAAAUGCAAAUGAUGGUUUUAGUUAGAGAUUGUAAAAUGUUCUUCUUUGAGUCCUACAAUUUUGACGAA